UGUACUCAAAAAUUUGAAAACCACGAGGACAAAGCAAGAAAUCAGAACAAUAAGACUUGAUCCACGGUUUACAUCCUUUUCAAUCCUUCCCUCCUGAAGCAGUUAAGACAUAUACUCUACUCCAAUACUUCAUCAACCGUUAUCAUUUUACAACUAAAAAUGCUGAGGCUGUCAUUACGCUUGUGGCAUCUGUGCCUACUUGGAUUGUUUCUAACACCUCUAUUACAUGUGUCUGGUCCUGGUUUGGCGGCUGCCCAGGAUGAUGUGAUUGGUGAGGAAGAUGAAGAUAUUGAGGUGGAGGAUGACGAUGAAGAAACUGUCUCUGUCCCAGAAGGGGGCACAUUAGAGCCUGAUGAGGGAGAGGAUAACAGUGCAAUGGUGGAGGAGGAGGAGGAGGAGGAAGAGGAGGAGGAGGAGGUCGGAGUCCACCCUGAUGCUGACACCACCUACAUCUUUGUUGGCAAAGAAAGCACAGAGUUCUUUGCUGGAGAGAAGAUUCAUGCAAUGCUUGGGUUCACCAACAAGGGGCAGUCUAACGUUGACUUAAUUGUCACCUCCAUUGAUGGCUCAUUCAGGUAUCCUCAGGAUUUCAGUUACACCAUUCAGAAUUUCUCCUUGAUCAAUUACGACACGUAUGUGAAGCCUGAGACCGAGGUAACUUUUGACUACUUCUUUGCUCCGAGUGAGUCAUUCUAUGCUCGCAGUUUUGGACUACAGAUCAACAUCAUGUACAAAGAUCCAGAGGGUGUUGUGUACCGCACUGCUGUGUACAACGACACAGUCAACAUCAUCGAGUUGGAGGAAGGUUUUGAUGGUGCGACGUUCUUCAUGUACGUGUUCAUGGUGUCUGGGAUCUCCUUGCUUAUGUUCAUAGUACACUAUGUCUACACUACAGUCAUCAGGAGACCUAGGUCGACUGUAAAGAGGAGAGUUGAAACGGGUACUCAAGGCAAAGAUGACAUUGACUACCAGUGGCUGCCAGAGGGCUCUAUCCCUGGCUCCCCCAAAAAAAGCCCUAGAACCUCUCCCAGGAAGACAAGAAGCAGCACCAAAAAAUAGGACAGACAUUUAGUUUAAUAGGCAAAUUAUAGGCACAGAAUCUAUGUUUUGAUCAUCUUAAAUAAAUAAUUUUCUAUAUAAGUAUUUUAAUCACUGUA
Messenger RNA from Halichondria panicea, 1157 nucleotides. Its product is annotated as translocon-associated protein subunit alpha-like. The transcript has 10 exons. The record is from RefSeq and is a predicted model, not a curated record. Bases 160 to 1059 code for a protein of 299 amino acids. NCBI's taxonomy places the organism in Eukaryota, Metazoa, Porifera, Demospongiae, Suberitida, Halichondriidae. Gene Ontology annotation, cellular component: endoplasmic reticulum membrane; endoplasmic reticulum.